AUGGCAGAACAACGGUGGCGAAGUGUUUUGAAAGUUGCAGACAUUACCGAUGCCCUCGAAGAUUCGGACCUGGAUAUUUUAUCAGACGACGAUGACGGUAAACAGUCAGAAGAGUCACCUCCUGUGAGAGAGUCUAGUCUAAGUGAUUCGGUUUCAGGUUCUCCUUCAGAAUCUGAAAGCGAAUCUCGGCCGUUGUCAGAAAUUUCUACUUCAUCGUCAUUCUACAGGGCAUUCUACAACUAG
Molecule: messenger RNA, 243 nt
Organism: Parnassius apollo (apollo)
Lineage: Eukaryota; Metazoa; Arthropoda; Insecta; Lepidoptera; Papilionidae
Source: the annotation of a GenBank genome assembly